AUGUCACCCAGCUUCCGCAUCCAAGACGUCGCUGGCAAAGGUACUGGAGUGACAGCUUCCGAGAACAUCGCCACCGGAACACUGAUCCUGGCCGAACGUCCGCUCAUCACCUUCGAGCAAGAAGCGCAGCAAGACGCUUACGUGCGCUCCAUCCUCUCGCAGCUGAAGCAGAUGCCCAACGCCGACCAGAAAGACUUCUUCGCCCUGAGCAACAACUUCAAAGCCAUGAAACCGAUCGAAGGCAUCGUCAAGACCAACGCCAUGCCUCUCGGGAGAGGCUCGUCGUCCGGAGGCGUGUUCCCGACGUGCUCGCGAUUCAACCACAGCUGCACGGCGAACGCCGCGUAUUCCUGGAACGAGGGACAGAAAGAGGAGCGGGUGUAUGCGACACGAGAUAUCAGCGCGGGGGAGGAGAUCGUGGUCAGUUAUCUGAAUGAAGAGAUUUGGCGGUUGCCGAGGCAAGAGAGGAAGAGGCAGAUCUUGGAGACAUUCGGAUUCGACUGCCAAUGCGUGCGCUGCGGGAGUUCCGAACAACCCGACCACCUCGGAAGCGACAGACGCCGGACCCGACUUGCGGAGAUCGAUCAGGCCGUCGGCGGCGGCAUGCUCAUCAUGCUGAACCCUGGCAAAGCGCUCUCGUUCUGUCGGGAAGCUCGGCAAUUGUUGGAGGAUGAAGGUGAAGGUGCGACACAUCUCGAAUCGGUGUACUACGAUGCCUUUCAGAUCUGUGUGUGCCAUGGCGAUCUCGCCCGCGCAAAGGUCUUCGCAUCUUUGGCGGCUGAUGCGAAAUGUGCUUGGCAGGGGGUCGACGCUGGUGGUAUUGGAGAGUACGAAGCGAAUGUACGAGCGCCAGAAGCGCACAGGCUGGCAUUCACAACCAAGAAGUGGUUCACGGUGGGGAAGGCGGGAGCCAUGCCGCCGGUGCCGCAUACCGACCAGUGGCUGUGGGAACGCGCCACUUGA
Messenger RNA from Zymoseptoria tritici IPO323, 963 nucleotides. RefSeq lists its product as uncharacterized. Gene Ontology annotation, molecular function: protein binding. Bases 1 to 963 code for a protein of 320 amino acids. The record is from RefSeq and is a predicted model, not a curated record. The transcript has a single exon. Lineage: Eukaryota; Fungi; Ascomycota; Dothideomycetes; Mycosphaerellales; Mycosphaerellaceae.